Molecule: messenger RNA, 2839 nt
Organism: Temnothorax curvispinosus
Lineage: Eukaryota; Metazoa; Arthropoda; Insecta; Hymenoptera; Formicidae
Product: synaptotagmin-1-like
Exons: 9
Coding region: 385-1776 (463 amino acids)
Biological process (GO): calcium-ion regulated exocytosis; regulation of calcium ion-dependent exocytosis; regulation of dopamine secretion
Cellular component (GO): membrane
Molecular function (GO): phosphatidylserine binding; syntaxin binding; clathrin binding
Source: RefSeq, a predicted model, not a curated record
CCGUGACUCGUUUUUCCUCGACUUCGGAGCUAAGGAGCAGCUCGUUGCUCCCAGUUUCUCGUUCCAGCGUAAACGAGAAUGUAAUGUAACGCCGCGCGGAUGACAGGGAUCCAGUUGCACCAUCUGGAACAAACGAGGAUGACGUAGCAAUUAGCUAUCCUCUCUCAAAUUAUAGUCGUAUCUUUUGUACUUAGAAGAACGCGUGCGCGCACCAGAAAGAAAGAGAAAGAGUAACAUAUGCAUGAAAAACAAAUUCUAUUUAUGUACAAGACGUGUAAAUUGAACUGGGAAUCAACUUUAAGGGUGAUUUCGACCAAACUCUAAUUAACUUAAUCAGCGAUUAACUGAUCGAGUAACAUUAUUUUGUUAACGUUCGCAAUUAAGAUGGAUGUUCACGGUGCCGGAGUGGUCGCGAUUCUAGGCACGGUUGGAGCCGCUACCGGGGCAAUCUCAGCGGUGAUCGUUUACACUAUUUGCGCGCGUCGCCGACGAUUGCUUACUUCGGUCGGAGGACCGCUCAACUGGUUUGAGAAAGAUUUGUUAGACAGAGCCGAAGAGGCAGCCAAGUCAUCGAAAGACGUUUUAGUCGGUGUUGCGCUUUCGCGGGAAAAUAAGAUCAUCAGACGUAAUGACAGUCAGUCGGAUGAUGAUGAAUGGCAGUCUGAUCAUGUAUUUGACAGCAUUGCCAGUGAUUCGCCUAGAAGAGUUAUGCACCAUCUCUCGGAAUCAGAUGAUAUUUCUCCGUCUCCAAUGAGUCCUCUUGCACCACCCAUUCCGGAAGGCACAGUGAUCGCGUCUGAGAAGCGCAUGAUAAUCGUCAGACCACCGCCGCGGAGUAUAGACGGGUCUUACUCCAGGUUGAACAGCGUCGAGAUCGAAUCAUCUCCACGGCACAAGCUCUCGUCUUCCUCUUCAACUUCUUCGUCUGACGAAAUCAGGGGUGAAUUAAAAUUGGGUUUGAUAUACGAUGUCAACGCUGGAAUACUUACAGUGAGACUGAUCGAGGCACACGAUCUUCGCGCCCGAGAAUUGAGCGGCAUCGCAGACCCUUACGCCAAGAUACGUUUGUUACCUGAUCGUAAUAACGUAUGGCAAACUACAAUACACAGACGUACUUUGAAUCCUGUAUUCGAUGAAGACUUCGUUUUUGAAGUAACGCCUGCAUCAUCGCUGGCUGGACGAACAUUAGAAAUUCUGCUCUAUGAUUUCGAUGCGUUUACGAGACAUCGUGGUUUAGGCUACGUACAGCUUCCUCUUUCUUCCGUGCCGGAUCUCGGUGCAAACUUGAUCACUCUCGUAAAACCAAUUCUUCGAUAUGGGACGGAGGGUGGAUUUAAAGCACCGCCUCUGGGUGAAUUGAUGGUUUCCAUCUCGUAUCAAUUGUCCAUAGAGAAACUGACGAUUAUCGUCGUCAGGGCGAGAAAUUUACCCAUUUUCGACGAUCCUGUAAACGCCAAUCCGUAUGUGAAGGUGUCACUGAUCCAGGACGGUAAGAGUCUCAAGAAGAAGAAAUCGAGUGUACAACGCGAGGUUACCAGUCCCGUGUGGAACGAUAUUCUUACUUUUGAUAUUAGCAGCGACAUAUUACCGAAGUGUGUCUUACAAUUCUCUGUGCUACGAGCGAAUGGUGAGCUCUUGGCCAAGUGCGAAGUAUCCGGCUCGUGUCAAAGAGAAUUGUUUCAGCGUGUAUUAUCCGGAACGGGUGCUUCGGCACAAUGGUUGCCAUUAUCAGAACCAGAAGCGCAACAUGAUGAUAACGGCGAAUUAAAAAAUUAAAAUAAUAGCUGUUAAAAAAGAGAAAAUAUAUGUACACAAGAUGGUCGUGAUCUUGUAUACCACCACCACGUACUAAAGUGUUAAAAUAUUUUGUCUCUUAAAUUAAGUAUUUUAGCGAGAAAUGUUUUAGAUAAAAAUUGCUUGGUUUUGAAAAGAGCAAAGUGGUGAUCUUAAUUUUGGCAUUUUCAAAGUCAUAUCAAGAUUGACAAUUCUCAAUUACAACUAUUUUCACUCCAUAUACACCAAUUGAUUAAGAAAUGAAAUAACGGAAUAUUGCCGACCAAUCAUCUUAUAUAAUGUAACAGCACGAAUAUGUAAUCAAAUUAUGUGACAAAUUGUAAUAAUUAUUCAAGUUAGAGAGUCUACAUAGCAGAGUGCACAUAAAAGUAACUUUGUUGAAUAAGACGGUGUAUUAAAAAAUUAAUCCGCCGAUAAAAGCAGGUUCUUUUAACGACGGUACAAUUGUUAUUAAAUGCUACGUAAGAGAUCGACUGAAUUUACUAGCGCAUAUUACCGAUCAGCAGAUAGAUUACCGAGAAAUAAAAUAUAAUGUGGUUAGAGAAUUGUAGCUUACUCCGUUGAAUAUACACGGUACAAAAAAAAAAUAUAAUUCUAUAUAGAUAUAUGUAUGUAUGACUAUAGAGAGAACAAAAAUAGAAAAUAUAUUUUUUUCCCACAGAGUUCAUUGAACAUGUUCUACGCAUGUUUCAUCGAAAUAUUCUCAUACACAUUACAUAUUUCAUAUAUAAUAAGAGAAAAGUAAAACCCUUAUUGUUUGCGAUCGCUUUUCUAUGGUUGGAAAAAAGUAUACACUUUUCUUAUCAAAAUGUUUUCAUUGUUUAUAUCGUGUGUACAAUAUAACAGUACAUACAUAAAAAGGAAUGGACCAACGCGAUCCCUGAUCCCUAGUCGAAUAGACCUGUAAGCAGAUAGUGCAUUGCGAUUAAUAUGAGAAUUAAUUACGUCCAUUGAAUAAGAUAAUUAAUUUAUUGUAUUCUCAUUCUUGAAAUAUUAUCAUCAUGUGUAUAUUCUGUAGCUAAUACAUGCUAUAUUAAUCAUUGAA